Molecule: messenger RNA, 2466 nt
Organism: Tupaia belangeri chinensis (Chinese tree shrew)
Lineage: Eukaryota; Metazoa; Chordata; Mammalia; Scandentia; Tupaiidae
Product: cytochrome P450 2J2
Exons: 9
Coding region: 83-1585 (500 amino acids)
Biological process (GO): xenobiotic metabolic process
Cellular component (GO): intracellular membrane-bounded organelle; cytoplasm
Molecular function (GO): heme binding; iron ion binding; oxidoreductase activity, acting on paired donors, with incorporation or reduction of molecular oxygen, reduced flavin or flavoprotein as one donor, and incorporation of one atom of oxygen
Source: RefSeq, a predicted model, not a curated record
UGGGAGGAGCCGAAUUAGGGUGACUGAAAGAGCCCAGUUUCUGCUGGCACCGACAGCUGAAGAGCGAACCGACAUUUGAGACAUGCUCCCUGAGAUAGGCUCCCUGCUGACCGCCCUCUGGUCCGUGCUCCAUCUCCGGACCCUCCUGCUGGGCGCUGUCGUCUUCCUGUUUUUUGCUGACUUCCUCAAAAGGCGGCACCCUAAGAACUACCCGCCGGGGCCCAGGUCCCUGCCCUUCGUUGGCCACCUAUUGCUUGUGGACUUUGAGCAAGCACACCUGAAACUUCAGAAGUAUGUGAAGAAAUAUGGGAACCUUUUGAGCCUUGAGAUUGGUGACAUGUCUUCAGUUCUUAUAAGUGGAUUGCCAUUGAUCAAAGAAACUCUUACACACAUGGAACAAAACUUUAUGAACCGCCCUAUAACUAGUAUUCGAAAGCGUGUCUUUAAGCAGAAUGGACUGCUCAUGUCUAAUGGUCAGAUAUGGAAGGAGCAAAGAAGGUUCACCCUGAUGACACUCCGGAACUUUGGUUUAGGAAAAAAGAGCCUAGAAGAACGCAUUCAGGAGGAGGCCUGCUACCUCGCUGAAGCAAUGAAAGAAGAGAAUGGACAGCCCUUUGACCCUCACUUCAAGAUCAACAAUGCAGUUUCCAAUAUAAUUUGCUCCAUCAUUUUUGGGGAGCGCUUUGAGUACCAGGAUAGUCAGUUUCAGGAGCUACUGAAGCUACUGGAUGAAGCCUCACAUCUAGAGGCUUCACUUCUGUGCCAGAUCUACAAUAUCUUCCCAUGGAUCAUGAAUUUCAUUCCUGGAACUCACCACACUCUCUUCAGAAACUGGGAAAAACUGAAAUUAUUUGUUGCAAAAGUGAUUGAAAAACAUAAGGAAGACUGGAAUCCUGAGGAAACAAGAGACUUUAUUGAUGCUUACCUCAAGGAAAUGGCAAAGGGCAAUGCAUCUUCAAGUUUUGAUGAAGAGAACCUCAUCUGCACCACCCUGGACCUAUUUUUGGCCGGAACUGAGACAACUUCUACAACAUUGCGCUGGGGUCUGCUUUACUUGGCCCUCAACCCAGAAAUCCAAGAAAAAGUCCAUGCUGAGAUUGACAGAGUGCUUGGCCAGUGUCAGCAGCCAGGCAUGGCGCUUCGAGAGUCCAUGCCCUACACCAACGCCUUCAUCCAUGAGGUGCAGAGGAUGGGCAACAUCGUCCCCCUGAAUGCUCCCAGGGAAGUGACAGUUGAUACCACUUUGGCUGGAUACCACCUGCCCAAGGGGACUGUGAUCCUAACCAAUUUGACUGCACUACACAGGGACCCCAAUGAGUGGGCCACCCCUGACACCUUCAAUCCAGAGCAUUUUUUGGAGAAUGGACAGUUUAAGAAAAGGGAAGCUUUUCUGCCUUUUUCAAUAGGAAAGCGGGCCUGCCUUGGAGAACAGUUGGCCAGGACUGAGUUGUUUAUUUUCUUCACUUCCAUUCUGCAGAAGUUCACCUUCAAGCCCCCAAACAAUGAGAAGCUGAGCCUGAAAUUCAGAACAGGCAUUACCCUUGCCCCCGUUAGCCACCGCCUCUGUGCUAUUCCUCGGGCCUGAUGUUGGGGGAAAAGCAGAGAAGGGAAAUCAAGAAGAAAUACCAUGUUCUCUGAAAUCAUUUGUACCUGCUAGAUGGGAGGGGACAGAAUAAAAGUGACUUUGAGGAAAGAUCAGAGGGAUCAGACACAAAGGACCCUGGAUUCAAAUUUUGACUUUCCCAUGCCCUUUAAAGUAGCUAGUACUAUGCAAAUAAUUCAUGGGCUAAAUGAUUAACCCUUUUCAUCUAGGAGUUCGAAGAAGCAUAAUGAUUUCUUCCCUAAAAAUGUUCUUCUAAGAAUCAGAAGAAACAGUGGAUUGUACCUAUUUCGUUAACCAGAAAGCACUUACUAAAAUGUAUGCUGUAACCUGUCUUCUUCCUCCCUUUUUUCUUAGAUAUAUUUAUUUGCUCUGGUCUGUUGAGGUAGUUGAGGUCAAAGUGGAUCAAAAUCAUCAAUAUAAGUUAGAAUUUUGAUGCUGGGGCAGUCACAGAGGUUGGCCAUAAAGGCUUACCCACUUGGUGGCUCUGUCCUUGCUUGCCUUGUGUCUGCCACAGAAUGACCCUCUGGGAGGACAGUAGGACAAGUGUUAGUCCCUCUUCACAGGCAGGGAAAGCAAGUGCUGUUGAAGCAAUUUCUGACUUACAUAAGGAAGCGCUUACCUCGGCCUUGGACCCGAAACCAAGCAGGGUGCAGCCACAACUAACCAAACCUGGGAAGCAGGUUAAGGAACAAAUGUGGAAAUAUUUCCCAUCUCUAGGAGAGAUGCCUUGCCUCAAAUCCUCCAUCAGGUAUUAUUCCUAUAAUGUUUCCUGUUCAAUUUAACUGUGUGGGGGCCAGUAAGUGGCAUGGUGGUUAAAGAAGAUGGAUUCCCACAUGUCCAGCCACAGUUCAAGUCCUAAAUCU